AUGGGUGAUGACGAUUGGCCAUCACAACGUUUCAGGGAUCAUGUUAUUAACCGAUUGGAACCGGAAUUGGCCAGAAGUCGUCAAAAUGCUCCAAAUCUACCAGUUCCCGGUGAUGCUAGACAGGUGGAAGAAUAUGUUUUUCAAAAAUGUGUUAGUAAAGACGAAUAUAUGCGAACAAUUGCGAAAGUCAUUAAUGCUAUCAAUUGUAACUCUAAAUCUUCUGCUCUUCAAACUUCACAAUUUACACAGCAAACACAGCAAGAUUAUAGGCCACCACCAGAUCCUCAACCUACUCAUCAGCAACAUCAACCAGUUGUAGAGCGUUAUCAGGCUCCGCCGCUUGGUCAACCACCACCGAUGUUGCAGUCUUUGCCUGUAUCUUCUGGUGUGUUAAGCAGUGGUAGUAAUCAACUGAGUUUUCAACAGUGUACUGUAGCCCAUCCAUCUGUUCCACAGCAGUCACAGUUUGGUCUCUUAAAUAAACCAUCAUCGACUAUAUCUCCAACACAGCCUUCACCUACACACCAGAUAUAUUCUAGAAUGAGUAAACAAGAACCGAAUAUUCCAGCCACUAAUAUUGCACAGCGAGGUGCCAUUAUGAAUCGUAUGUGGAAACCAGCGCAUGAACCUCUUGGUGGAUACGUUCCUCCAACCACUUAUGGUAAUGUUCCUCCAACUUCUGGGUCAUAUAUGGAGCGACCAAGUACGUCUUAUCCUUCUUGUGCAGCUUUAGCUGCAUCGCCACAGUCUUCGUCACAGUUACAACAGCAGUCAGGAAUUUUGGAAAAUUUGAUCAGUCCAUCACAUUACGGUCCUCAGCCGCCUCCAACAACUCAUACUUUGGUCAAUAAUAUUGUUAUGAAUAAUAGUAUGAUAAUGGAUCCACAGCAGUCGAUAUCAAAUGUUCCCAAUUCACAGCAAAAUGAACAAUUGCAAUACAUGGAAAAAUUACGAAUGCUGGAACAUUAUACCGAACCACUGAGAUGUCGUGCGCAGAAACAUCGUAUAGAAGGUCAGGAAGCAAUUGCAAAUAAGUUUGAUCAAAUUUGUAAUGUUCUGCAAGGUCGCACUCGAGUUUCACUAGAUUAUCUAAAACAAAUUGAAACAUGGAUUUACAAAAAAAGCGAUCUGGUGUUACAACAAGUGCCGUUGUCUGGAGCAGCAGCAACUUCAGUUUCGCAAUCCCAGCCACAGCCUUUGGUUGAUGCAAUGAAUGCUGUUUUAUUAAACGGCGAAUCGCAAAGUAACUGCAGGGAACAGCUGCAGAGAGGGAACAAUAUGACUUCGACUGCAGAGCAAUGGCAAAAUAUAGGUGGACAGCAAGCAUCACCUCAUGGUCCUUCAGUCGUUUUGCCUAUUGGCUUAACUGCUGUGCAAAGCGGAUCAAUAGCUCAAAUACAUUCACCACAUCAAAUGCAACCACCAAUACAGACUCGGCUAGAUCAUGCAUCCUACCAACAUUCUCGACAUUCACCUUAUCCUCCUGCUUCUACAGUGCGUUCUAAUUCUCAGCUCCAUCAACAGAUAUCCGCUCAUCACAUAUCACCAAAAAUAGCACCACCACCAGUCAUAUGUGAUGUUCCUCCUCCAAUUAUUGAAAACGUCCAUAGUAGUGGCGGAAUGGAUGGUGGCAAUGUUGAGGAUCUUUAUGUAAUGGACGAUUUUUUGCCUAUUACUUUCGAAACUUUGCCUAGCGGCACCAUGAUGCAGGUAGAAAAUCAAUUACCUGAAGCUGCUCGCCGUGAAUUGCAUUCGCUUAGUGAUCGUUUCAUAGUUGAUCCUAAUAUUCAGCCUUUAUCUGAUUCUCACUCAAUUAUCGUCAAAUGUAGCUUGCGUUCAUAUUCUGUACCUCCAUUACUUUUGGUAAUUCCCAGUACAUAUCCCGUUGGAAAUGUAUCAGUCGACAGGCCUGCUUUGGAUAUAGGCCUGUUUUUCUUUUUUUAUUCUUCUGAGUCGACUGUGCGUAGUUAUUAUAUAAACCAGCAACAACUUCAAAAUACAUCGUCAUCUGCUGUUCUUGAUGAUUAUUCGUCAUUUUGCAACUUUGAUGAUAUAAUUACGUGA
Dracunculus medinensis (Guinea worm) is the source of this 2064-nucleotide messenger RNA. NCBI's taxonomy places the organism in Eukaryota, Metazoa, Nematoda, Chromadorea, Rhabditida, Dracunculidae. The record is from the annotation of a GenBank genome assembly.